Messenger RNA from Babjeviella inositovora NRRL Y-12698, 3490 nucleotides. RefSeq names its product condensin subunit (gene YCS4). Gene Ontology annotation, biological process: mitotic cell cycle; mitotic chromosome condensation; meiotic chromosome condensation. Gene Ontology annotation, molecular function: histone binding. The transcript is spliced from 2 exons. Lineage: Eukaryota; Fungi; Ascomycota; Pichiomycetes; Serinales. The coding region runs from base 11 to 3451 and encodes 1146 amino acids. The record is from RefSeq and is a predicted model, not a curated record. Gene Ontology annotation, cellular component: nucleus; condensed chromosome, centromeric region.
ACACCACGCCAUGAUCUUUAACCUCUCAGAAUCCUUGACCGAGUUUCAGUCGGCGGAAAAAGGUUCCUUCAGCGUUAGCGACCCCGAACACAAGCUUGAUGCCAUUGCGCAAGCGCUCACCAACAACCCCGGGGCGUUAGGCGCCGACGACGUCUUUGAGCCCUUAGAGGAGCUCGUUCUCGCUUAUCCCAGCUUAUCGCAGGAACAUCAACGCGAUGUAUCCAACCUCAUCUCCUCCAGCAUGCGCGAACAGGCGUCGCACACGCUCCAGACGGUGACAGCGGGCGAUGUGGACGUGUUUCCGGACCACAAGCAGCUCUUGGAGCUCUACGGGUAUCUCAUGUACGGCGUUUUAACGUAUCUCGGGGCGGAAGACCAUUCAGCAGCGGUGUCACUGGCUGGUAAGAAGGCCACGCCACAGGCCAAGUUGGCCUUUGAGGUUAACUGCAAACAGCUCGAGGACUGUAUGGAGGCUAUCACAAUCCUCUUCCGAAUCGAGCUUUCCAAGCUCUUUGUAACAACCCCGGAACGCGAUCUCUAUGUCAGUCUCUUCACCAGACCCAUCUACAUGUUGAUGGAGAACGAGCAGCGCGUGAAGCAAGUAGCCAUCAAGAUGUUCAUGUUCCGCGUCAUCGCAAUGGCCAUCAAGUCGCAUGGCCACGCGUCCGCCGCGCAGAAUGCCAUCAUGCAGAACCUCACAUACUUCUUUCACUUGACCGGCACCAUGGCAGAGUUGCUCAAGGUGGUGGCUGAAGAGUACGACUAUACAAAUAUCACCGACGAGGUGUUGCGCGAAAUAUCUAACAAGCGAUUCAAUAGCAACGAUACAAACGGCCCGAAAACGAUCUCGGCCUUCAUCGUCCGCUUAUCCGAGUUGAUUCCGCGCGUGGUGAUGAAGCAGAUGUCGUACAUUGCCAAGUUGCUUGACAACAGCGCGUACACGUUGCGCUGCUCCGUUGUGGAGGCGUGCGGGAACAUCACUGUGGCGCUCUGCCACGAUGACGAGGAUUUGGAGCGUCACCAGAACCAGAUCAUGGGCUUUAUCGACCUUCUUGACGAGCGCUUCUUAGACCAAAACCCAUUCGUGCGCACCAGGGCUGUCCAGGCCCUCAUAAAGCUCUGCGACUUGGAUGUCAAGUUCAACAACCGCCGCCAGAAAAUGACUGAGUUGGCCGUGCGCAGUCUUGAGGACCGCAGCUCGUUGGUGCGGCGUAACUCUGUCAAGUUAAUGUCCAAGCUUCUCUCUACGCAUCCGUUCGACUCGUUACAUGGGUCACAGUUGGCGUUGGGGGUCUGGAGGAAGCGUUUGAACGGAGCCGAGGAGGAGAUGCGGCGGCUUAUGCGUGAGGCUGGCAUCGAUGUUGAGGAGACCGAGAGAGUUGCCCGUGCCGAAACUAGUUUAGAAUCGGAGGAAGGAGACAGCCCAGAUGUGGAUAUGGACGGAGGUAACGAGGACAUAGAUAUGGAUGGAGAUAAUGUGGACAUAGAUAUGGAUGGAGAUAAUGAGGACGCUGACACGAACGGGGAUAAAGACGAGGCAGAUACUUCCGCGAUGACUCCUGCCAUUAAUCUGGUAGACGCAAGCCUUCUUGUCAAGGCCAAGUUGACCGUUCAGUACUACACUGAAUGUGUCACCUUUAUUGAGACGCUCCACGUGGGGAUUGAGAUGGCAGCACCGUUGUUAUACUCCACGAACAAGAAUGAGGUCUUGGAAACGAUGGAUUUCUUUGUGUUCGCUGAUGCCUAUGCCAUUGAGACCGCCUCGGUUGGUAUUCGCCGCAUGCUCCACCUUGUGUGGUCGAAGGGGGCGAGUGAAGAAGGGAAGAGCAUUUCUACCCAUUUGAUGGAAUGCUAUCGCGACUUGUUCCUCACCGCACCCACGGGUGCGCGCGAGCUUGAGGUGGCUACAUAUAUCGCCAAAAACUUGAUUGAGUUGACCUACAACUCCUCCGUCGCCGAUUUGGCGUCGUUAGAGAAGCUCUUGUGUCUUAUGUACGAGGACGGGUUGGUUCGCGACUCUGCGAUCAAGAUCUUGUGGCAGACGUACAACCUAAACAAAGAGCUUCCACAAAAACAACGUCGGGGGGCCAUCACUGUGUUGGGGAUGUUGGCAUUGGCGAACCACGAGAUUGCGUUGAAUGGCUUGGAUGCGUUGUUGAACGUUGGCUUGGGCGAGAAGGGCCGUGACGACCUUAUUCUUGCCAGAUUCACCUGUAUCUGUCUCCAGCGUAUCGUGCCGGGUAGCAAACAGGCUGUCCAGUUUCGCAUUGCGCGCGAGCGUGAGGCCAUCGACAAGUUGUCCGAAUAUUGCUUGUUGUACAGCGAGGACAACGAGUGGUACACGGUCGCUGAGGAGGCCAUCAGCGCUAUCUACAACAUCGCAUCGCAUCCUGAUGAUCCGGCCACGCACAUCGUCAGAGCUAAAACCCUACAGGUUUUUGAACCCAGCACCGACAGCUCCCGAUCCCAGGUUAUUGCCUUAUCCCAGCUUUUGUUUAUUGUGGGGCACGUCGCAAUUAAAACCAUUGUGCACUUGGAAAAGUGCGAGGCAGAGUUCAAGAAGAAGAAGAUUCUAGCGGAGGCCAAAAAGGACCUGGAUGAUAAGGAAAAUGAGGCGCAGAACGAGCUUGAAAUGAUCGGGGGUACCUCCGAGGACGACUUUGCGGAUGCGAUUGCGAUCAUCAAGGAGAGACAGUUGUUGCACGGCGAGAAGUCUCUUUUGGCCAAAUUUGGGCCCUUGGUGAAGGAAAUCUGUCUCAACAAUAUGCGAUACGAAAACGAAAUCUUGCAGAGGUCCGCUGUGUUGUGCAUGGAGAAGUUGAUGUGCGUUUCCUCGGCCUACUGCGAGGAGAACCUCCAAUUGUUGAUUACCAUCAUGGAGAAGUCCCCUGACCCAAUCAUCCGGAGUAACGCCGUGCUCGGUCUCGGUGACAUGGCGGUGUGUUUCAACAACUUGGUUGAUGAAAACACCGAUUUCCUCUACAAGAGAUUAACCGACGAGAAUAUAAUGGUCCAGAGAACUUGUUUGAUGACGGUGACGUUUUUGAUUUUGGCUGGUCAGGUCAAGGUGAAGGGCCAGUUGGCCCAGAUGGCCAAGUGUCUCGAGAACCCCGACCAAGGCAUCUCAGACAUGUGCCGCUUGUUCUUCACCGAGUUGGCAACCAAGGACAAUGCGAUCUACAACGGGUUUAUCGACAUUUUCAGUGGGUUGUCCAACGACGAGCUGUUGGAGAAAGACUCCAUGAAGCGGAUUGUCAAGUUCUUGUUGAGCUUCAUCGUCAAGGAGAGACAUCAGAAGCAGUUGUCGGACAAGUUAAUGGCGAGGUUGAGCAAGUCUGAGACCCAGGAUGAGUGGAAUGAUGUCGCUUUUGUCUUGAACACUUUGCCAUUCAAAAAUGACGCCAUUACAGCAACCUUGGAAGAGGGGUUUAAGAUGGUUGCUGCUCGUUAAGCAGAUAAUUUAUAAUAAAUGAUGUGUAAAGAUGUGCAC